CGAGUGCGAUUUAGUUCAAGAUUCAUUCAGUUUAGAGAUUACAACUUGCCGUGCAUCGAUUGAGCUGGGAGAAACCCUCAGUCGUCACGAUGAGCUGUUUGGUGUUUGUAGCGUCAGCUUUGCUGAUCUUUAGUACUGUUGAUCUUGGUGAAAGCAAGCUACCCCCAAUUCAGGUGUUCAACGAUGACCUGACUACGGCAAUGAUGCCCAACGAGCGAGAAUCGCUGGACGAUUGUCACCUGCGGUACUACAAGUACGGCUUGCGGGACUACGCAGGUGGCCCGAUAUUCAACGAACCAAAGAGGGCUUCCACCGAGUUUGCUCACCUGGCCGCAAUCGGCCAAACCCAGCGCGAUGGCACCGUCAGCUGGAUUUGCGCAGGAACGCUGAUUUGGGAGAACUACGUGCUGAGCUCGGCUCGCUGUACCGGUGGCGGUGAAGUUGGGCCCAAUGUGGUGCGACUGGGUGAUGCCCAGCAGGUUGGAAUAGCCGAAAUAAUUGUGCACCCCUCGUUCAACCGGGAAUUCCCAGCUUAUCACGAUGUCGCACUGCUGAGACUGGAGCAAAAUGUCACGUUCUCACCGACAACUGCUCCAGCUUGUAUGUGGAAAGAUGAAAAUGUCCCAUUUCCCACCAUGGAAGCUGUUGGGUGGGCAAACCUCGAAGAUCUGACUCCAUCAAAAGUAACGCUGAGACAAAUAACGGGAUCUUCCGCGUGUAACCGUGCUCCACCUAGCGGCCUCGGGGAACAAGCUAGGCAUCAGACGCUCUGCGCAAGUCGUGCCACUUUGAACGAAUGUCCGGCAGGUUUGGGAGCCCCCCUGCACAAGAAGCUGCUUCACAACGGGAAAAUGACGCCCUUCCUGGUUGGGAUCGCCUCGUUCGAUUCUUCGUGUGAAGCGGCAAAUCCAGCCGUGUAUUCCAGGGUGUCGUAUUUCUACAGCUGGAUUGAGAACACGAUAGAUGAGAAGGAGCCGAGUUUUCGAGAAUGGCGAAUGAACCCUGUCGGAUGUGCGUUCCUUAGGUCUUACCUGCGCAAUCAGGAAACUGAAGUAGUUGUAGGAGAGACAAAUGACGCACAGACGCUUGAUGUCAGCAGAGCACUCGUCAGUUAUGCCAGCAACGAGUUCAACCAUGUGGUAGGAAUUUACUGGGAGAACUAUCCUUAUCGUCGAGAAAACUGCACCGGAACUCUCAUUUCGGAUGACACAGUAUUAGUUCUAGCAGAAUGUACUUCAAACUUCGGAGUGGCCGCCACGCAUGUCUCCAUCGGAUGGUUGCUGACUACGGAAAACUACCCCAUUUCCGAGACCGUAAUUCAUCCAGAGUACGUAGAGGGCUCGCCAUACAACAACAUUGCCGUCCUGAAGCUGGGUAAACGCGUCAAGUUCUCCACGAUUGUUCGACCGGCUUGCAUCUGGACCUCGCCGGAGAUUCCGCCCAGCCAGGUGGACGUUCUAGGCCGUGGCCGUCAGGACAUCAACUUCUUCGUACGGGACGAACAGUUUGACUCAUUUUGGCCCAUGGAUGCCAACUUGACCGCACGACACAAUGUCAACUCCGUCAGUAACUGCUCCCUAACAUCGGAAAGCCGACGCAAACUCAACCGUGGACUUGCCGAGGAGCUUCUCUGUACGCGAAAUCCCAACUUUUUGGUUCCCGAGUCGUGUCGAAUACUGCCAGGGGCUCCGGUGCAGCUUCCGAUCGUACGGAACGGUCGAUACUUUCACUAUGCGCUAGCGUUGAGCCAGUUUGGAUCCAACUGUGGAUUCGGAGAGUCCACGAUAUCCACUCGUCUUGCUCCGCACAUCAACUGGUUGCAGACCACUCUGCUGCCAAACUUUCGCGAUGAAGCUGCCGCUGUUCAGUACGUCAAUCCGGACUGGGCCGAAGGCGAACCGUGCACGUAUGACUUUGAGGAUGAAAUUAAAGGAGUCUGCACUCAGUAUCUCAAGUGUCCCAAGGUUUGGAACGACUUCAAAGCCAAACGACGAGUUAACUUUUGUAACUCAGCGAGUGUGAUCUGCUGUCCGAAACGUUACAUCGCGCAAGAAGGUCCAAAACCGCGAAAUGUUCUAGACACGUGCUCAGCGGAUUUUAGUCAACACCACAAAGCUGUAAACAACCUGAAAGAAUUACUAGAAUUCCCAUACAUCGUCACCGUAACGUGGAACAACAGCCCCAAAAGAUGCCUCGCAACGCUCAUCAGCACGCAGUUGGUCAUUACUUCAGCUGGUUGCGCUACGUCUGGUCCUGGAACCCCAACCCAAGCCACAUUCGCUGACAAGACUUCAACUUCGCUUGCAAACACCGUUGUCCAUCCCAACUACCGUCCAUCGGAAAUCCUCGCCGACGUAGCCCUCCUCAAGCUCAAUCGAGCAAUCGUUCCAUCCGCCCGGGUUUUCCCCGCAUGCAUCUGGACGAAUCUCACCCACACUCCACUGAACGUGGUGUUGAUCGCAGAAGGUGAAACGCAAAGCCGCGCACGCCAAGUGGCCCCCAUGUACAGUGCGGACUGUCAGCGGGACUACAAGCGGAAACUUACCGCGGAUCAUCUGUGCGUGGAUGAGCCGACAAUCGAGACUACGGGUACGUGCCUUAAAGCUGGAGACCAGCUCGUUUGGUACGGUCCUCAAGCGGAUCAACGGGGCAUGGCGGUGCCGUACCUCGUCGGGUUUCACAGCUAUGGAGAGCACUGUGAGGAGGGGAUUCCAGGGGUGUUUACGCGGCUUGCAAACUACGUGGACUGGAUUAGGGAAUAUGUGUGAUGCUCUUAGGCUUCAUCCAUAAAGUAUGUCACGCUAAAACCAGCCAAAAUUGAUUCAUUUUUAAGAGAUUUUGAAUCCUUUCCUCAAUUCAUUGGAUUUAAUUUUAAAAAGUACUAAAAUUAAUUUAAUAAUGGCAAUAAUUA
This is a messenger RNA of Culex quinquefasciatus (southern house mosquito), 2911 nucleotides long. RefSeq lists its product as uncharacterized. The coding region runs from base 90 to 2768 and encodes 892 amino acids. Gene Ontology annotation, molecular function: serine-type endopeptidase activity. Lineage: Eukaryota; Metazoa; Arthropoda; Insecta; Diptera; Culicidae. The record is from RefSeq and is a predicted model, not a curated record. Gene Ontology annotation, biological process: proteolysis. The transcript is spliced from 9 exons.